Messenger RNA from Tarenaya hassleriana, 1214 nucleotides. RefSeq names its product zinc finger A20 and AN1 domain-containing stress-associated protein 1-like. Gene Ontology annotation, molecular function: DNA binding; zinc ion binding. The transcript has 4 exons. Lineage: Eukaryota; Viridiplantae; Streptophyta; Magnoliopsida; Brassicales; Cleomaceae. Bases 492 to 1010 code for a protein of 172 amino acids. The record is from RefSeq and is a predicted model, not a curated record. Gene Ontology annotation, biological process: proteasome-mediated ubiquitin-dependent protein catabolic process.
UUUCAUGGUUUCCUAAGUGUUUUUCUUGUUUAUAAGAUAUCUAGUUUCGAUUCGCCGGCGACAGAACAAGGAGACAAAGGUCUUUUCCGAUCUGUUUCGUCGGUCGGAAAAAAGGAGAAAUCAUCUAAGCCGUCCGAUUUUCUUAAGGUGAUGAUUACACGUGGAAGCUUUAACGGUGAUGGUUAGAUUGAAUCACCGUGGACGCUUUUUGGUUUGGGAAUAAUUACCAUAUUGUCCCUCCUCUUCUAUUUCUGUGUUCCGAGAGCGUCCAAAUGAAGUAUGUAUGACCUGGUCAGCUCAAAUGUACAUAUUUGACCUUGUUGUACGACGAAGUCGUCUGGCUCUUUGAGGGGUAUUUUCGUCAACUGGGAUGAUUGUGUUUUUUUUUUCUCUGUUGGAAAGUUUGGACCUUUUCUGGAGAGAAUCUAUAAAUAUCGGGAAGAGAAUCAAAGGUUUUGCAGAGGAUUCGAUCGGAUCGGAGAAAAACGCCCAUGGGUUCUGAACAAAACGACAGUACCAGCUUCCGUCCUGCAGAGACGAAGCUUUGCGUCAAUGGCUGCGGCUUCUUCGGAACGGCGGCGAGCAUGAACCUCUGCUCCAAAUGCUAUCGUGACCUCCGCGUGAAGGAGGAGCAAUCCGCUUCAGCUAAAGCCGCAGUGGAGAAAUCUCUGAACCCAAAUCUGAAAACCCAACAACAACAGGGUGAUGCGAGUAGUACUCUCGGAGCCGAAUCCAUUGUCGGGCCACCGUCGGUGGGGUCCACAAGCGGCGGCGGCGGCGGCGGCGAUGGGGCAGCUUCCGAACCGCCGAGGCGGACGCCGACGAAGUGUUUCAGCUGCAACAGGAAGGUGGGUUUGACGGGUUUCAAGUGUAAGUGUGGAAGCAUGUUCUGUGGUGUUCAUAGAUACCCAGAGAAGCACGAAUGCCAGUUCGAUUUCAAAGGAGCGGGAAGGGAGGCAAUAGCGAAGGCGAAUCCCGUUGUUAAGGCCGACAAAAUGGAUAAGAUCUGAGGUUGUCUGGUAAUCCGAUGUUCUGAAAUGUCUCUGUACGCUCUCUCGUGAUUUCUGAUAGGUUUUUUCUAGGGUUUGUUUGUAGGGAACACUAGGUCGGUUGCUUUGCUAUGUGAUUUGAAUCAUUUGGUAAUAUGACUGGUUGGUGGAUUAUUGUUCCGUAACAAGAACUUGCUUAUCGAAGAAUCGUGUUCUCUUUUGCUA